AUGGACGCCCAAGCACGUGCACGUCCGCUGGACUUAGUCGUGGGGAGGAAGUUCCGCCUUGGGCGCAAAGUCGGCAGCGGGUCGUUUGGGGACAUUUAUCUCGGCACGAACAUGACGUCAGGCGAAGAAGUCGCGAUCAAACUCGAAAACAGCAGAUCCAAGCAUCCCCAGCUCAUGUACGAGUCCCGGAUCUACAAGAUCUUGAACGGCGGAAUGGGCAUUCCCAACCUUCUGUGGUUUGGGAUCGAAGGCGAGUACAACGUGAUGGUGAUCGACCUUCUCGGUCCGUCCCUCGAAGACCUGUUCAACUUCUGCGGCCGCCGGUUCACGCUCAAGACGGUGCUCAUGAUCGCGGACCAACUGCUCAGUCGGAUAGAGUACUGCCACACGAUGAACUUUAUCCAUCGCGACGUCAAGCCCGACAACUUUCUCAUCGGACUCGGCAAACGCGCGCAAAUCUGCUACGUGAUCGACUUUGGACUGGCCAAAAAGUACCGCGAUUCCAAGACCCACCAGCACAUUCCGUACCGCGAAAACAAAAACUUGACCGGCACUGCGCGGUAUGCGUCCAUCAACACGCACGUUGGCAUCGAGCAGAGCCGCCGCGACGACUUGGAGUCGCUCGGCUACGUGUACAUGUACUUUCUCCGGGGGAGUUUGCCAUGGCAAGGGCUCAAAGCCAACACAAAGAAGCAAAAGUACGAGAAGAUCAUGGAAAAGAAGAUCAACACGCCGACGGACGUGUUGUGCCGCGGGUUUCCCACGGAACUGCGCGCGUACUUUGAGUACACCCGCGCGCUUCGCUUUGACGACAAGCCCGACUACGCGUACCUGCGGCGGCUGUUCAAGGAGCUGUUUUUCCGCAAAGGGUUCCAGUUUGACGCCAUGUUUGACUGGACUGUGCUCAACUUGCAAGCCGGACGAGGAGACACGGCGGCGGUGUCUUCUUCGCACCAUGCCGUGGCCGCCCCCGGCUACACGAGUGCCAUGCCCGACCGCCGGCCUUCCCCCCCCUUUUUGAACCCGUCGACCGCGCGGUACCCGCAAGACAACGUGCAGGUAGCCAACAUGGGCGGCGGCGGGUAUGGCCUUCAACGCAGCGACUCUCGCGGUACGGAUGCUUGCGUCGUCGUUGGUUGUGAAUCGCUGGCUAUGUGUGUGUAGAUGCGAUGGGGCGCAAAGGGGCGUACGACCAGCAGCCGCCCGAAGCCACGACGCAGUACCAACCGACUUCGUACGCACAACAACAGCAGCCGUACUACCAUCGAUCGCAACCUUCGCCGCAGCAGCAGUCGCGCCCGAUGGUCCAGAGAGGAGACAGCACGACGAUGAUGAUGGGCCGCGGAGACUUUCUGGACGACCCCACAGGGGCGAUGAUCGCGCCCAUGCGCCGCAUCCAGUCGGUGACGCGGGACGUUGGCGAACCGCCGCAGCAGUAUGUUCAGCUGCCGCAUAAGUACCCGCCCUCGGCCGACGACCUUCCCGGCCGGUUCCAGCGUUAUUAACGACCAAAACAAUGACCACCAAGUAUACAGUAGUCGUCAUGUUAGAGGAACUCGUUCUCUCGCUCAAUGUACUUUUGGUUCUUCAUCAGUCGCGGCUGCGCUUGGUUGACGUAUUGCCGUCCGGAAUUGUGCUUGGCCUUGUUGUGUGGCGUGGACGGCGUCGCCGACAGCCGCCGCGCCACGACGAUGCGGUCCGUCGCCUCACGCGGGUGGUCGUUCACGUUGUAGAUGCGCACGCCGAGGGCCGCCACGUCGGUCAUGUGCGCCGCGUGGCGGUACACGGCGGACCGUGGCGUCGUCUCUUCGUCUGCUCGAGAUAGAUGAGUGAUUGUUUAAAUGACAGUUUAAAUGAAACCCACCAAAGUCCAC
Messenger RNA from Aphanomyces astaci, 1874 nucleotides. RefSeq names its product CK1/CK1/CK1-D protein kinase, variant. Gene Ontology annotation, biological process: peptidyl-serine phosphorylation; endocytosis; signal transduction. The transcript has 4 exons. Gene Ontology annotation, cellular component: cytoplasm; nucleus. Lineage: Eukaryota; Oomycota; Saprolegniomycetes; Saprolegniales; Verrucalvaceae. The coding region runs from base 1 to 1164 and encodes 387 amino acids. Gene Ontology annotation, molecular function: ATP binding; protein serine/threonine kinase activity. The record is from RefSeq and is a predicted model, not a curated record.